GAAACCUUGCCAUUCCAUGAAACACAAGGCGCCCACAGCAUUCAUUAUGGUUUCUUCGAGAUGGCUUUUCUUCCUCUCCGCCAUUUUCAUGCUCACAGCUCUAGCCAUCGCUCAGUCUGCAGAACCCUUGAACCAUUUUUGUUUAUAUGAAAAGGGUAACUACACGGCUAACAGUACCUACGAGACAAAUCUCAAUCAACUCCUCUCCUCCGAUGUAUCCUCCGACACCGGUAGUAACUCUGGCUUCUACAAUUCCUCGUAUGGCCAAAACUCCGACCAAGUACAUGCAAUCGGGCUUUGUAGAGGCGAUGUUAACUCAGAUGUCUGUCGUGAUUGUCUCAACAGCGCUAAGUCACUUCUCCCACAGCGCUGUCCCAAUCAAAAGGAGGCAAUUAUGUGGUAUGACUACUGUAUGUUUCGCUACUCAAAUAGCUCAAUUUAUGGCGUCAUGGAAACUUCUCCUUCAUUCUUUAUGUGGAACACCCAAAACGUAUCGGCCAAUUAUGUGGAGCAGUUCAAUGCUGUUCUGAGGACCUUGAUUGAAAACCUGACUAGUCAAGCUAAAGAUGGUGGUUCUCUCCGCAAGUUUGCUGCAAAUAGCGCGAGCGCACCCGAGUUUAAAACGCUAUAUGCACUUGUGCAGUGCACGCCUGAUUUGUCUAUGGACGACUGCGAAGGUUGCUUACGCGGGGCUAAGGAAGCCAUCCCACAAUGUUGUAACGGGAAGAUAGGUGGGAGGGUCGUUAGACCCAGCUGUAAUAUCAGAUUUGAGACGAAUCCCUUCUUUGACUCUACAACUGAUGCGUCAGCACCACCAGCCAAUAACACUCCUACAACAGGAAGCAAGGGGAAUAGUACGUCUCGCACAGUCAUCAUUAUAGUUGUAACAAUUGUUGCUUCUGUGAUACUACUUAUCAUCACCAUCUGCAUCUAUAGGAGAAUGAGGAGGUGGCCAUGGGUGAAACCUGAAAGUGAACCUGUGGAUGAAAUAGGAAGCGUGGAGUCCUUGCAGUUCGAUUUCGACGCCAUAAAAGUUGCUACGGAUAACUUUUCUGAAGAAAAUAAGCUGGGGCAAGGUGGUUUCGGUGUUGUUUACAAGGGUAAGCUUCCCAAUGGGCAAGCCAUAGCUGUGAAAAGACUGUCAACAAAUUCCGGUCAAGGGGAUUCCGAAUUUAAGAACGAAGUCCUGUUGGUGGCCAAGCUUCAACAUCGCAACUUAGUUAGGCUCCAGGGCUUCUGCUUGCAAAGAAAUGAAAGGCUUUUAGUUUACGAGUUUGUGCAAAAUACAAGCCUCGAUCACUUCCUUUUUGAUCCCAUCAAGCGUGCACAUUUGGAUUGGGAAAGGCGUUACAAAAUCAUAGGAGGCAUUGCUCGAGGGAUGCUUUACCUUCACGAAGAUUCUCGACUUCGUAUUAUUCAUCGUGAUCUUAAAGCCAGCAAUAUCCUUCUGGAUGGGGACAUGAAUCCGAAAAUAUCAGAUUUUGGCAUGGCAAGAUUGUUUUUGUUAGAUCAAACUCAAGCAAAUACAAGUAGAAUUGUGGGGACCUACGGAUAUAUGGCUCCAGAAUAUGCCAUGCAUGGACAAUUUUCACUGAAGUCUGAUGUCUUUAGUUUUGGUGUGUUAGUACUGGAGAUAGUGAGUGGACAAAGGAACCAUUGCUUUCGAAAUGGUGAAAAUGUGGAGGAUCUUUUAAGCUAUGCGUGGAGAAACUGGAGGGAGGGGACUGCUUUAGAUAUUGUAGAUUCCACAAUGAGCUCUGGCUCAACAAGUGAAAUGAUAAGAUGCAUCCACAUCGGGUUACUAUGUGUUCAGGAAAAUGUAGCUGACAGACCAACCAUGGCUUCAAUCGUUCUCAUGCUUAAUAGCUAUUCCAUCACACUUCCAGUACCCUCACAGCCUGCAUUUUUUAUGAACACUAGUAGCAUUGAAUCUGAGAUGUCAUCUAAAUGGGAGCAUAGCAUAGGCGUAACAGAGUCAGAUGAGAGAUCCAAGCGCAGCUCUGUCUAAACCGCAGCAAAUGAGGCUUCGAAUAAUCAGCUCUAUCCUCGAUCGCUAGCAUUCUGAACUGACUUAUUACUAUGGCGCUCCAUGAUCGGUGAUCCUGUGCUCCAUGUCGUGUUGAAUCCAUUGUAGUCAGA
Molecule: messenger RNA, 2139 nt
Organism: Juglans regia (Persian walnut)
Lineage: Eukaryota; Viridiplantae; Streptophyta; Magnoliopsida; Fagales; Juglandaceae
Product: cysteine-rich receptor-like protein kinase 29
Exons: 7
Coding region: 17-2008 (663 amino acids)
Biological process (GO): protein phosphorylation
Molecular function (GO): ATP binding; protein kinase activity
Source: RefSeq, a predicted model, not a curated record